UUCAAAACAUUUAUUUCGAUUCAGGGAAAUGUAAAACAGAGACCAUGGCUAGACUGAUUUUCAGAUAUGCGUAUUUGCUGGCGGCGACCCUAGUGCUGUGUUACGCGACCAUCAAUAGACCUGGCCUGCACACCACGAGCCGCAGCAAGCAGCCUGAGAAACAACCUAAAUUCAGAAGUACUGUGACGAGCGAAACUUGCAUACAGGUGGAGUACGAUGGAGACGACAUGAACGUUUUUAACGUGCCCAGCAGACCUAAGCAGCAGCAGGAUUGGCCAGGACUUUUGGCACAAACUCUGCAGGUCAAAGGCCACUGGGACGACAGGGCCAGGUACAAGCACUUCCCUGACGCCUUCCUUGCCAACCACCUUCUCAGCCUAUCGAAGUAUGAGACGUGCAUGGCGACUCACGGGACGGUGGAGGCGGCCGGACAGGUUGUACGCGCGGCCCGAAACUGGCCGGGGGCCAUCUCGCUUGCCGUGUUCGCGCCCGCCUCAGACUUUCUGAUGACUGUCGUCUUCAUCCGACACCUACGCAAGUGCUUCCCGAGCGUCAGAGACCAGGUCACGUGGCACCUGUCUUACCCCAGGGACAUGCCACCCUCGUUGAAGAACGCGCAUCUCCUUCAACUUGAUUUUCCCUGCUCGAUGACUACGACUGAGGUGUUGACUAAACUCAGGGACACGGUCGACGCCAAGGACACAGCAGAAGUCCGCCAAAUCGUCUAUCCGCAGAACUCGAUGAGAAACUUGGCGCGUCGGCAUUGCCGAAACGAGUGGGUGGUGUGUCCUGACCUGGAUAUGGUGUUCCCAGACCCUUCCGAGGGUGCUUCACCUUUCGCCCUCCUGAACCGUUUCCUUGGUGGGCCGAUGGCUGCCGAUUUGUGCAGGGAGAAAAAGUGUGCAUUCGUACUGCCUCUUUAUGAAGUGGAAAACGUCCGGGGCGAAGGUCGCGUGCCUCCAGAUAAGGACACCCUUCUGCAGAUGGUCCGCAAGGGACACGCUCAGAUCUAUCAUCUCCAAGUGUUCGAUGGUAACCAAGGAAGGUCUAACCUGACGGCCUGGGAGCAACUGCCACCGGUUAGCGAAGUUCAGGUCGCCUUCAGGGUCAAUUUCUCCUUCUUAUACGAGCCUGUCUAUAUUGCUAAACAUGGCAGCCCUGACUUCGAAGAACGCUUCCUUGGCUACGGAAUGACCAGGAACACGCAGGUCUUGGAGAUGCAUCUGAGCGGCUACGAGUUUUAUCUGCUGGACUCAAUCUUUUUGAGCCACCUUUGGGGCAUCCUGAAGAAAAAAAACUACAACCACGCUCGUUUCCAGCAGAUCGUUUUCAAUUCGCGGCUCUUUCACACAUUCUUUAUGAGAGAAUUGGCCUUUCGCCACCAGCAGGACCUUAGCACCCUGGUCUCCACUCCCACGGGCCUCAAACCAAUGUUCCGCACCAACAUCAAUGUUGAAACUUGUCUGCACAAGCCCUCCACAAACAAUGCUCAAAAUAAGUCAUAUUUUGUAAACAAAAACGCGAAAAUUGAAUUCCGCUCCACUAUCAACAAUAAAUAA
Messenger RNA from Neocloeon triangulifer, 1559 nucleotides. Its product is annotated as beta-1,4-glucuronyltransferase 1-like. Gene Ontology annotation, molecular function: glucuronosyltransferase activity. NCBI's taxonomy places the organism in Eukaryota, Metazoa, Arthropoda, Insecta, Ephemeroptera, Baetidae. The transcript is spliced from 5 exons. The record is from RefSeq and is a predicted model, not a curated record. The coding region runs from base 45 to 1559 and encodes 504 amino acids.